UUACUUGAAAAUUUAGUAUUAACCCGAAGACACUUACACUUCUAUGUUUAUUGUAUGGAGUUAUUUGUAUGGUACGUAUAUAAUAAUCGGUUACAAAAUAACAAGCUAUAUGUUGUUAUAGUAUUGAUCCAUAGUUUAGAUCAAUGUUUAUAGUAAUCAAGGUCAUAAGAAUUAAAAGUACAUAAAUCAUAAUAUCUUCAAAAUUACAGGAAAAAAAAGUAAAAAUAAAUAUUACUUCAGUACGGUGUAGUAACAAUAAAAUCUAAAUUACCAUGUAUUAAUUAGGGAAACAGAUCACUCGGAAACAUAAAUUUUACAAACCUACUCAUUUGUCUAUAUAGUCCAGGAGCCAGGGUUAUUUCGUGACCGAUCAAAGUCCAAGAAGUUUCAGAGUAUAUUCUUAUAGUAGGGGAGCAUUGGAUGCUAAAAUUUGGAGUUAGAAGAGCAUUAUAGGGACUUAUUGGGUUAUGAAGAUCCUAAAACCAAGGCAGUAAUGUUUCCCAUUUUAGUGGGAAUUUUUUAUUUGUUAAUUUGAUUGUCCACUUUCAAAAAUAGCUUUUUUCUUAUUAUAGCGCCAUGCAUCUAUUAGAGAUGGGAAAAACCUACCGGUUUUAACCUAAAACUGUUUUUUUUUUACUUCGCAAUAACCGGUUUUUACCGGUUGUUUUUUGUCCCCGUUAUAACCGGUUUUCUCUUUUUAAAGUAAAAACCGGUUAUUAGGUUUUUACGGUGAUUAGGGUUAGGUUAGGUAUUAUUUUGAGCAUAGGUAAAUUGAGUCCCAUAUACCUGAAUUAAGAACGGUCAAAAUAUUUAGAUGGUCGAAUUGAGUCUCGGGCAUCGUAAUACUUCUAAUUACCUUUUAAUAGCUUUCUAAUUUGUAAGUACUUUCUAAUUUGUACUUAAGCAUAUUUAGAAAUAUUGUUAUUACCUGGAAUAACAAUAGAGGAAUUAAAUGAUUUUAUUGGAUAUGCAUUUAUGGUAAUCAAAUAUAAAAAGCAAUAUCCUACAAAAUAUUUAGUAUGGUGCGAUCUAUCUGUAUACGAUACGGUGUUAAGUUGAUUGCCAAAAUGAGUUUAGUGAACAUUGUGUUUAACAAUUGAUUGUGUUAAAUGGCUUCAAAUAUCGCUUUCACAAAUCUUUAAAGAAUAACGACAAGCGUUGGAUGUGUUGUGCGCAGACGAGAGAAAAAUGUAAAGCAUUUUUAAAAACCCAAGGUGACAACGUAGUGACGGAAAUUCGGGAUGAACACAACCAUAGCGAAUUAAACGAAGAUGCACUUAACCGUCAAAUGUUAAGUAACUCCUUAAAACGAAAGGCCGUAGAAGACGUCGGUGAAAGACCUAUAAAAAUUUUGCAAAAGGAAUUACGAAAUGGAGAUAUUAGUACCUUGACUACCAAAGACGUGGCAUUGGUUCGAAAAAAUAUGUAUAACGCCCGACGAUCUCUUCUGCCUAAAUUAUCAAAAAGUAUGGAGGAAACUCAUGAUAUACUAAAAACAUUUCCAGUGAAAACUAACAAAAACGAGGAUUUUCUAAUGGUGAACGACAUAGAAAACCAAAUUAUUAUGUUUUCCUGUAGCAGCAAUUUAGAAUUUUUAGCAGAUUUGGACACCAUUUAUAUAGAUGGAACUUUUGAAUAUUGCCCAAAGUUUUUUAAGCAAAUGUUCUCCAUCCAUGGUCUAAAAGAAGAUCAUUAUAUACCUUUGGUUUUCUUCUCAUUGCCAAGUAAACAAAAACAUACAUAUACACUGGCACUUAAAUACCUAACAGAACAAGUUGAGAAAUGUAAUAAAAAACUCGCUUUAAGAACGGUAUUUGCAGAUUUUGAAGAAGCAAUUCAGCAAAGUGUCACUGAAGUUUGGACUCAUGUUUCAUUGAAGGGCUGCUGAUUCCAUUUAGGACAAUCCUGGUGGCGCAAAAUUCAGGCACUAGGUUUAAUAUCCUUAUACAAAGACAAAGGGAGGAAAAUAUUUAACAUACUGCUUUGGAAUGUCAUUUCUCAACCCAGAAGAUGUAGGAGAUUGUUUUGUUGAAGCUUUAUCAUCAAUGCAGCCACAAAAUCAUAGAAUAGUAGAAUUUGCGGACUAUUUGGUCGAUAAUUAUGUCUCAGAAUCGGCUAAGUUUCCGCCAGAAAUAUGGGCGGAGAUGUCAAGCAGUCUACAACGGACGACGAACGCAUGUGAGAGUUUUCAUUCCAGGUUUAACUCGUCAUUUUAUUUUGCUCAUCCUCAUAUUUUUCAAUUUUUAACAGUUUUAAUAGACUUUCAAAGUGAAACGUAUGUUAAAAUUAGAAGUGUACAAAAAAAAGUAAAAAAAAAUUAUUCUGCACAAACCCUUACAUCAAAAAAAUUUGUAGAUGAACAAAUUUUAAAAUUAAAUAAUAGAUUAAUAUCAAAAUUUGAUUACCUCAAAAGUGUAGGUGAAAAAUUUGGAAUAGUUAAAUAAGUGAAUUAGCAUGUAAUUCUAGCUUAUAUUGCUUUUUGUAAAUAUUGUAGGUAUACA
Diabrotica virgifera virgifera (western corn rootworm) is the source of this 2501-nucleotide messenger RNA. RefSeq lists its product as uncharacterized. The coding region runs from base 1163 to 1888 and encodes 241 amino acids. The record is from RefSeq and is a predicted model, not a curated record. Lineage: Eukaryota; Metazoa; Arthropoda; Insecta; Coleoptera; Chrysomelidae. The transcript is spliced from 2 exons.